Messenger RNA from Capsicum annuum, 810 nucleotides. Its product is annotated as small nuclear ribonucleoprotein SmD3b. Gene Ontology annotation, cellular component: U1 snRNP; precatalytic spliceosome; commitment complex. NCBI's taxonomy places the organism in Eukaryota, Viridiplantae, Streptophyta, Magnoliopsida, Solanales, Solanaceae. The record is from RefSeq and is a predicted model, not a curated record. Gene Ontology annotation, biological process: spliceosomal snRNP assembly; RNA processing. The coding region runs from base 167 to 565 and encodes 132 amino acids. Gene Ontology annotation, molecular function: RNA binding. The transcript is spliced from 5 exons.
UAACUCCAUGGUAAUUGUAUGCAAACCAAACGACCCUUAAGGCCAAUUUUUUGCCCUAAUAACCGUGGUAUCAUAUUGGUUAAACUUUUGUUUACACUUCUGCGACAGUGGAAGAAGAAGGAGCUGCCCGCUAAGCCAACAGCGUUAGUUUUUUUGGAACUCAGCGAUGAGUCGGAGCUUAGGCAUACCAGUGAAGCUUCUACAUGAAGCGACAGGGCAUAUAGUGACGGUUGAGAUGAAGAGUGGAGAGUUGUACAGAGGAAGUAUGGUGGAAUGCGAGGAUAACUGGAAUUGCCAACUCGAAAGCAUCACUUACACUGCUAGAGAUGGGAGAGUGUCUCAAUUAGAGCAUGUUUUCAUUCGAGGCAGCAAAGUCAGGUUCAUGAUAAUUCCUGAUAUGCUUAAGAAUGCUCCCAUGUUCAAGCGGCUAGAAGCAAGAAUCAAGGGAAAAGGUACAUCGCUUGGAGUUGGUCGGGGACGUGCUAUUGCUAUGCGAGCUAAAGCUCAGGCUGCUGGUCGUGGAGCAGCACCUGGUCGAGGUGCCGUGCCGCCUGUAAGAAGAUGAUUGCCUGUUGCGGGAUUUUAUUUCAUCUGGUUAAUAGCGAUCAUAAAAUUUCUGUGUAAGAAUGUUGGAGUACGCUCCAAAGGUUGGUCCUUAGUCUAAUAGUCCGAGUCACAUUCGUCUACUUUGUAACUUACCUUUUUUACAUUUGACUUAGAGGCUGGAACACAAGUGCUUUUCAGAUUGGGUCCAUGUGCUUGUACUUGCCUGUGUUUAGUAAUAUGGAUUGCUCCAGUUCUUCACUAUCA